This is a messenger RNA of Enterobius vermicularis (human pinworm), 180 nucleotides long. The record is from the annotation of a GenBank genome assembly. NCBI's taxonomy places the organism in Eukaryota, Metazoa, Nematoda, Chromadorea, Rhabditida, Oxyuridae.
AUGAUAGUUUUUGCUGGUGGCGGUGGUGGACGUGCUGCUGCCGUUGCUGCUGCUGGUUAUGAUGAUGAUGAUGAUGAUGAUGAUGAUGAUGAUGAUGAUGAGAUGGUGAUGAUGAUGAUGAUGAUGGUGAUGAUGAUGAUGGUGAUGAUGAUGAUGAUGGUGAUGAUGAUGACGGGAUGA